This is a messenger RNA of Sipha flava (yellow sugarcane aphid), 1110 nucleotides long. It is a transcript of the gene fwe, whose product is annotated as calcium channel flower. The transcript is spliced from 7 exons. NCBI's taxonomy places the organism in Eukaryota, Metazoa, Arthropoda, Insecta, Hemiptera, Aphididae. The record is from RefSeq and is a predicted model, not a curated record. Bases 263 to 817 code for a protein of 184 amino acids. Gene Ontology annotation, biological process: vesicle-mediated transport. Gene Ontology annotation, cellular component: membrane.
ACGACGACGACGACGACGACCUAGCUUUGCCCCUCCGUGAUAACGCACGUUCGUCGAAAAACAUCGUUGUCGUCCGAGUGCCAGCCCGUACGCAGUACGCAAAACCGCACACACGCACCCAACGAGCACGGUCAGUCGCGUUCGUCACGUCACCGUGAAAACCGAUUCUUACCGAGCCCACCGCCUUCGUCGCGUCUCCACGACCGUCAGUCGCUCCGUACGUUCCCGGGUCCCGAGCACACGCCCACUCUUAGUCACAGCCAUGUCUAUGGGAGAUAAAGUUACAAAUAUUUGGAAAAGAGCCAGCGAUGAAGGUGAAAAUAGGGAAGAAAUUCCUUGGCAUCUAAAAUAUGGUGGUAGAACACUUGGUACAUUUGCAGGAAUCGUUAAUAUAUUUACUGGUAUUUGGAAUGCAGUAGCAAUAUUGUUUUUAAAUACUGAUUGUGUGUUUGGUGGAGCUAUUCAGCUACUUGUAGGAUUCUUACUAAUAGCAUUAGAAGCACCUUUUCUUUGUGUAUUUAUUGAUUAUAUGCAGCAAGUUAGUGAUAUUGCUGAAAGUAAACCAUAUUGGACUAGAGCUGUUUUCUAUAUCAUAGUAUCCAUUAUACCAUUAAUUCUUUGUUUCGGACCAAGUACACUUAUUGCCAGUGCUUUAGUUUUUUGUACUGGUUUAUUGUAUGGUCUUAUGUCGGUUGGAAAAAAAGGAUCUAGGGAAGACAUGGGCGCAAUAGCUUCUCCUGUUGAUAACGUCUCUCAACCUAUGGGCGGACAUCACACAACAUUCAUGGAUGAUCCUGAUGUGUGGCGUCCUACUUAAGAGCUUCAGCUGAUCAAAUGAAAUCAACUGCAUCUACGUUAGAGCCCUGAGUCAUCCACAACAUUAGUAGAAGAAUAUCAUAUUUAAGCCCCAAGGACUCACUUAAAACCAAUUUAAUAUUAAGUUAUUGAUUCCUGAAUGGUUACAUAAUCCUUAUUGUCUACAUGCAUUCCAAUAUAUCACGGUCUCUAAAUUGAUACUCAUUUAUUUUGGUACUCUAUUGAUGAAAAUAUUUAAGUCCCUUAAUUUUCUUUUUAAUUACCUUAAUAACCUUAAUUUUACCUUUUUUACUC